Molecule: messenger RNA, 540 nt
Organism: Acanthoscelides obtectus
Lineage: Eukaryota; Metazoa; Arthropoda; Insecta; Coleoptera; Chrysomelidae
Source: the annotation of a GenBank genome assembly
ACAUGAUCCAGUUCGCCCGGCAGGUAUUGAGCCCGAAAAACCUAAAUUACAUAUCGCUAUUGUUUGUAACAACCAUGCGAAUAGCGAUGAAGCCUAGAUACCGACUGGUAUGGAUUUUGAAAAGAGGGUGGGUGCUUCCAGAAUCUCCGAGAUGGCUUCUGGCCUUAGGCCGCACGACAGAAGUGAUGUCCAUUCUAGAAAGCGCCUGCAAGUUCAACGGGAAGAAACUUCCUCCGAACUUGGACAAGCAGUUGCUUCCGGGAGCAAACGAUGAACCAGUGGAAAACGUGAGCGUCCUGGACCUGUUCAAGACCGUUCAGAUGAGGAAAGGACUCUGUGCUUGUUUUUGAUCUGGUUCAGUGUUUAUUUAGUAUACUAUGGACUUGUGCUGAAUCUGGGAAAUAUUGGCGGGAACCUUAUGUAAACUCGGUAAGUGAAAGGUGCAGUAAAUAAUGUAAAGUAGGCAAACUGAAAAGCUAGAAUGAACUAUAGAGCGAUCGAUUAGUAUGUAAUGUCUAAUGUAAUUAUCAGGAUUUCCAA